CGCAACGGCAGUCGGGUCAGACCCAGCUUGGCGCGUGCUUUGCCCCUAACUCGUUUGUGAGCGCAGGCGACUUGACUCUUGCUGUAGCCCAGUAGUGCGGCCCAGUGGUGCGCACUCGUUCGGUUUUUCCUCGGCGCACAGCAAUACAACUCCGUCAAGACCCAAGUCAUGGACUUCUUGUUGGGCCUGGUCGGUGCCGACUUUGUGUUGGUGGCGGCUGAUACUGCACAGAUUCGCAGUGUUGUGCGCAUGAAAUCAGACUUGGAUAAGACUAUGAAGCUGACGGACAAGACUAUGAUGCUCCUGGCUGGCUCUGUUGGCGCGUGCAGCAACUUUGGCGACUUGAUGGCCAAGAACAUCAAGCUGAAUGGCAUUCGCAACGGCUACGACCACUCACCUGCUGAGUGCGCCAACUUUGUGCGCAAGUCACUGGCAGAUGCUCUCCGUACUCGAGAGGCCUAUCAGGUCAAUUUGCUGCUUGGUGGCUACGAUGCCCACGAUGGACCAGAACUCUACUACAUCGACUACUUUGGUGCCAUGGCCAAGGUGCCCUUUGGAGCCCAUGGCUAUGGUUCCUUCUUUACACUGGCCACUCUGGACCGUCACUACAAAGAAGGCAUGAACUUUGAAGAGGCCAAGGACGUCAUGCGCAAGUGCAUCGAGGAGGUGCGCACGCGCUUCAUCGUCAACAUGCCAGCCUUUACCGUGCGCGUUAUCGACCGUGAGGGCACGCACGAGGUCACUCUUUAAGCAUACCACCACCCAAUCUUCGUGUCACUUGUCCCAGCAUCCGCUGGUGUCUGUCCUUGAGCGUAUCAUUUUGCCCUUGCCGGCCUGAAGCUGGCGGUAUCGACGAUGGGCUAUUUUUGUGACCUGUGUUGUAGCGUUUCAUGCAUGUCGCCCCUCGUGCGCCUCGUUUCUUGGCAAUUCUUGUUCCUCUUUCCUUCCUUCCGCGCGCCCUCUCUCUCUCUUCUUUCGACUCCGUGUCACACUUUCUCCCAUUUUAAUUGUUGCUGUUUUGUCAUUUUUCGUCUAUGCCCGGCUUGGGUAUGCCUUUGGGUGAGUUUGGGCUGCAACGCGGCCAUCGCCCCGCCUUCCAUGCAUCCAAGCAAUUGACCUGCACGCUUUUC
This is a messenger RNA of Monosiga brevicollis MX1, 1130 nucleotides long. RefSeq lists its product as uncharacterized. The transcript is spliced from 6 exons. The record is from RefSeq and is a predicted model, not a curated record. Gene Ontology annotation, biological process: proteasomal protein catabolic process. NCBI's taxonomy places the organism in Eukaryota, Choanoflagellata, Craspedida, Salpingoecidae. Bases 169 to 750 code for a protein of 193 amino acids. Gene Ontology annotation, cellular component: proteasome core complex.